Sardina pilchardus (European sardine) is the source of this 2696-nucleotide messenger RNA. It is a transcript of the gene heca, whose product is annotated as hdc homolog, cell cycle regulator. The transcript has 4 exons. Lineage: Eukaryota; Metazoa; Chordata; Actinopteri; Clupeiformes; Clupeidae. Bases 176 to 1741 code for a protein of 521 amino acids. The record is from RefSeq and is a predicted model, not a curated record.
UACCUUGUUAUCUGAAUUUGGACUAGCCCUAUCUAAUGACAGUGAGGAACAUUGAUCGUGUCAUCACUGUCGCUCGAAAAGCAGGUGGAAGCUGUGCACUUGUCAGACUAUCCAAUCGACGACGAAAAUGUCACUCAACACUGACUGAGGCUGUAUUCAUGAUAGCAACAGCAUUAUGCCUAACCAAAAAAGCAACAAAGGGAAGCGAAAUAAACGCACAAACAGCAGUGGCGAUGAACAAGAAAAUGGAACCACUGCAUCAGGAGGAGCCCAAGGAGGUGCAACAGCGUUAUCGGGGGCAACGGUAGGACCAUGCCAAGACAACACGGGCGAGGCACCCUGUGCCACCCCUCUUGUCUGCAGUUUUGGAAGACCCGUCAACCUUGAUAAAGAUGACUACCAGAGGGUGCUGUGCAAUAGUGAGGUCUGCCCUUAUAGCAACUGGAUGCACCUGCAGUGCUUUUAUGAAUGGGAAAGCAGCAUCUUAGUGCAGUUUAACUGUAUAGGACGGGCUCGGAGCUGGAAUGAGAAACAGUGCCGGCAGAAUAUGUGGACUAAGAAGGGUUAUGACCUUGCCUUCCGUUUCUGUUCCUGUCGCUGUGGCCAGGGUCAUCUAAAAAAAGACACAGACUGGUACCAGGUCAGACGCAUGCAGGAUGACAGGAAAAAGAAAUUAGUGUUGGAAAAAAAUGUGGGGAAGUCCAUGAACUCUUCAGGAGGGGCCACAGGUGGCGAACCCUCAGAGGACCCCAGAAAAUGGAAGCAGCCCACCAGCAAUAAGUUGGUUCCUCGAAUUCCCAGUCAUGAACCAUACCAUCGGCAGUUGGUUGACAUGCAGAACUCUCAGGAGAGGGGCCAUGGAAGCUUGCUAAAUAUUGCUAGUAACCUUGGUUGUCAGUCUCCCAGUGAUUUAUCAAGUCUGUCCCCCCCUUCAGGCUUUCCCUUUAUGUCCCCCAACACUAUCAUGGGACCUCGUACUUCUCGACACUUAGGUGAGUUCUUGAAGAAUGCUAUCCACAUGGACAAUCACAGAAAGAGUGUUGUGACAGGUGGAGUAUCUGGCCGAGGUGGUCACAUGGAGCAUAUAGGUGGGCUUCCACUACCACGCCUUGCUUCAGGGGACAAUCCUGUACAGUUCCUUCGGAGACUUGACCUGUCUGAGCUGCUGACUCAUAUACCCCGACACAAGCUUAACACCUACCAUGUUCGAAUGGAAGAUGAUGCCUAUGCUGGACAAGGAGAAGAUCUUAGAAAAUUCAUCCUUUCUGCCCUUAGUGCUUGCCAUCGCAAUGUGGUUAACUGUGCUCUUUGCCAGCGUACCCUGCCCAUCUUUGAACAGUUUCCACUUGUUGAUGGAACACUUUUUCUCAGCCCCUCUAGACACGAGGAAAUUGAAUAUGAUGUCCCAUGCCAUUUACAAGGGAGACUGAUGCACCUGUAUGCCAUUUGUGUCGACUGUCUGGAAGGAGUCCACAAAAUUGUGUGCAUAAAAUGUAAAUCGCGAUGGGAUGGCAGUUGGCACCAGUUGGGGACGUUGUACACGUUUGAUAUAUUGGCAGCCUCACCAUGUUGUCAGGCUCGUCUGAACUGCAAACACUGUGGAAAGCCAGUCGUUGAUGUGCGGGUUGGGAUGCAGUUCUUCUCUGAGUACAGCAAUGUCCAACAAUGUCCACAUUGUGGUAACCUGGAUUAUCAUUUUGUUAAACCAUUUUCGUCCUUCAAGGUCUUGGAAGCUUAUUGACAAAUGGUGUCCCUGUGUGUUUGCAUUAUUUUGAUUAUUUUCUAAUCUUUUCUAUGUCUUUUAUUGUAAUUUAUGAUAAUGGGUGUUACUAAGGAUGUCAUGGAGGGAUGUUGUAUUUUAUUUAAAUUCAGAAUGUUUUAAUGUGGCUUUCAUGAAUGUUUGCACAUAAGAGUGUUUUUUUCAUUCUUCAUGCUGAAACCUGUAUGAAGAGGAAACGAGCUGAAUCUUUACAGGAUAAAAUGUUUGCAGGACACACUGGAUAUAAAGCAAAGACCAUAGAGCCUGUAGCGCUCUAUGAUUUUGAUAUAAACCUUCACCAAGGCAAUUCAAUAUACUGAUGAAGUGAAUGUAUCUAAAUACAAACAUAUCUCUCUUGUUUAAAAUAAAAUGAAAUAUUAAAUCACUAAAUAUUCACAUAGUAUUUCCACACCAGUUCACACAACUGAAUAUAAGAAUUCUUAGUGAAUAAGAUAGACUAGGGCAUUCAAAGUUUGCUUGUGCAGUUACUGUUAAAAUGGCACAACAGACUGAACAAUAAUCCAAUUGUCCAGCUAUGAAAAUGCACAGUGGAAGCACAUUUAAGUAUGGUAUCACUGUAUUGCUGCCUUUUAUCUUCAACAUGUACUCCUGUAACAGUGUGAGUGGGAGAGAGAGAGAGAGAGAUGGGGUGGUGUUGGGAAAGGACUGUGUGUUGGAUUAGAACCCGGGUCCCUGUGGGCACUUGGUCCUGGAUGAGGUACGGAUGCUGCAGCUGCAUACCCCCUUGUUGUUUUGUUUCUUGGUAAAGCAAAGUUAUCUGUCUGUCUUUAUAAGGCAAUAAUUAGCUUUUCCAUGGUCUUGGGUGGACAAACAUUAACAUGUUUGUCUGUACACAACCUCGGAAAAAUGUUUACUUGUUUGUUUAAAUGAUUACAACAUGUAUGGCAUUUGACUUUUCUGAUAAAAUCUAUAAAGC